AACCUUUCUUUCCUUAUAAAACAUUUGCAAUUUGUUUUUUAUUUCACAGCCUGAUUUGUUUACAUACAGUGUUUGCUAGUAUCCGGGUCUCCAGACUUCUUCUUCCCCGCCUCUGCUUUCACAUUGUCUGAGUUAUUGACCCCCAAAUUCUGUGAAAAAUUGUGAAACCAUUGCCAGGAAUUUGUAGCAUCCAAUCCACAUGCUUACAUGCAUCUCAGUACAGAACUGUCUAUUUUUCAUGGGAAGUCAGUCCAUCUCCAUCUGGGAAUGUGGCGACCAAAAUAGGUAUUUUAAGCCAAGCCAUGAUUUUUUUCUAACCUUAACCAAGCAUUUAACCAGAGCUGUUAAGGUGGGGUUUUGUUUGGACCCAAAAUGCAGAGGCCAGAGGCUGGAAAUCAGUUUAAAGAUAUUCAUAUUGCUACAGAGUUCUUGAGGGAGUGGAAGACGAGGAAGGCAGGCAGGCAGGCUCGGCUGUCUGGUGGUGACGUAGAGGUAUCACAGGUUGCGCGUCUCUGUUGCCACAGAUACCGCUGCUACACCCAAAGACACAGCCAUAGAUACAAUUUCGGAGAGCUACAAAACACUAAACGAUGAUGGCAAACAAGGGAAAGUGACAAAUCUGAUAGGUGUGGUGAGAUAUAAAAGCCAGCUGUAUAAACACACUACAUCACUGUUCAUGUGACUACCUGGGUAAAUCUGCUGCUUGUUGGACCAACAUAAAAAGUGUCGGUUAGCCAUGACUACACCUUCUGAAAGCUCCAAAUUGUCAGAGGAGGAAAAGACAAUCUUCCAAAGCAAGGUGUUUAAUGAUCCCAUCCACGGACAUUUGGAGUUACACCCACUUCUCAUCAAAAUCAUUGACACAAAACAAUUCCAGAGACUUCGAUUUAUCAAGCAGCUUGGUGGGGCCUACUUUGUUUACCCUGGAGCAUCCCACAACCGCUUUGAACACUCCAUUGGGGUGGCACACUUGGCAGGAGAGCUUGCACGAGCUCUGAAAACACGGCAGCCAGAGCUCGAGAUCACUGAUGAGGACAUUCUUUGUGUGCAGAUCGCUGGUCUCUGCCACGACCUGGGACAUGGGCCCUUUUCCCAUCUAUAUGAUGGAACGUUCAUCAAGAAACAACGUCCAGGAUUUAUGCGGAAGCAUGAGAAGGCCUCUACAGAAAUGUUUGACUACCUGGUGAAAGACAAUGACCUGGAGAAGGAGAUGAAGGACUGGAAGCUGGACCUGACUAAGGACCUGAUCUUCAUCAAAGAAAUGAUUAACGGACCUCUGAACGCUGAAGCAGCUCAAGAUGAGGAAAUCAAAGAUAUGAUGGACCCGGAAAAGAGGGAAACUCCAUGGCCGUAUGAAGGUCGGGGAAAGGAAAAGUCCUUCCUCUAUGAAAUCGUCUCCAACAAAAGAAAUGGCAUUGAUGUGGACAAGUUUGACUACUUUGCAAGGGACUGCCACCACCUGGGCAUGAAGAACAACUUUGACUAUCGCCGCUUCAUACACUUUGCCAGGGUGUGUGAGGUGAAAGGGGAGAAGCAGAUCUGUGUUAGAGACAAGGAAGCAGACAAUAUCUACAACAUGUUCCACACAAGGUACUAUCUCCACAAGAGAGCCUACCAGCACAAAGUGACUAAGAUCAUAGAGACUAUGAUGACAGACGCUUUUGUAAAAGCAGACAAGCACAUCAAGAUUGAAGGCUCAAAAGAGGAGUACACGCUCUCCACAGCCAUGCAGGAUAUGGAGGCCUACACCAAGCUGACAGAUUGUGUGUUUGAGCGAAUACUCUACCCUACCUCCAACGAACUGAAAGAGGCUGAGAAGACUCUGGGGAGUAAUCCUGAACAUCUGGUAUCUGAGCAAAACCCCUCGUCUUCCUCCAACGAACUGAAAGAGGCUGGGCAGAUUCUGAAGAGGAUCAUCUCUCGAGACCUCUACAGGUUUGUGGGGGAAAUACCAACUAAUGAGGAUGUGACCAAUGCUUGGAAGGAAGAAUUGAAGAAACCGCUCCCUCUUGAAUUGAAACCUGAGGAUUUUGUAGAUUUGGUCUUUGCUCUGGACUAUGGGAUGAAAGACAAGAACCCUGUGGAUCAUCUGCACUUCUACACCAAGGAGAACCCAGACAAGGCAGUCAAGCUCCCCAAAGAGAAGGUGUCCCAACUUCUCCCAACAAACUUUUCUGAGAAGAUAAUCAGGUUUUACUGCAAGAAGACUGACGAAAAAAGUCUGAAGGCUGCCAAGGACCACUUUGAUCGGUGGUACAAGAACCAUCAAGAGAGGACACAGAUGGCAGAACAUCAGAGAACAGCCGUGGAGUAAACAACCAAUUAAUCUGAAGUUUGGAAGAUGAAGAUGUAAAACUGAAGAAAGAAACCAAAAACUCCCUGGUACUCAUCUAUCAGUUCUGGGCAAGCUAAUUUUCAAUGGCGUGCAGGGGCACUUUAGCGCUAGCAUCAAAAUGACUAUUUUUAAAACACUAAGAAGGCUCAAGGCAACAUGAAACUUUGCUCGUAGUCUCACCAGAGACUCUACACAUGAACACGAGCAUUGAGAACAUUGUAUUUGUACACACCAUAGGAGCUGGAUCUCCGGCAUGCCACCGUCAUGGCAGACAGAGAGUGUUGAUGCCCGAGAGCGACCUAACAGGUAGCCUGUUAUGUUGCACUGUUAUGUUGCACUCGGGGAUCGACACUUUUUGUCUGCCAUGACGGCGGCGCGUCGGAGGUGCAGCAGUAACCGUGAGUCGUUCAAAAACCUUUUUAGUAAACUCUGUGUACACAAGCAAUGUUCUCAAUGCUCGUGUUCAUGUGUAGAAACCCUGGUGAUACAACGAGCAAAACUUCACAUUGUGUCGAGCCUCGGUUGCUUUUUGACGAGAGUUUCACUUUAAACAAAGGAGUCACUGAGAGACUGAGGUUUGGCCUGAUUGUCCGACAUGCUUCCUAAAAGAAGUCACUGAUAGUCGAAAAUAAGUUUAACUUUUUAUUAAUGAAAAACGAUGAUCAACUCAUGAUAAAAUACACAAACUCAUCAAAGUAAUCACAGUGAUCAAAGAUAAAUAGUGGUCAACAAAACUAUGGCGACCCAGCUCACCUUCUCUGUCUAACAAUGAGAAAUGAACAGGUGCCUAUAUUAGCUAAUAACCCCGCCCAUAUCCCCCUACUCAAUAUGACCACAUAGUAAAAUAUCCAUAAACUAACCAAAACAAACACCUAGAGAUAACAAUAUCCAUUCACCUUGUAACUAAAUAGAAAAACAUCUAUUAAUUGAUUCAUGGCUCCUGUAGCAUCAAUAGCAAUAAUGCAUAUUCAAAGUAUGUACUUAGGCCUGCUCAAUAUUAUACACAUAUCUUUGUUGUAGUUUGAUCAUUUUAAAGUCAAGUUUCUCGUUCUGCAGCUGCAUGUGCCUCAUUUAAGACUGAAUCCCUAUUUGGUACCAUGUUAGUACCAAAUACGUUACAUUCUGUAAUCAUGUUGUGAAAAAUCAAUCAUGGUUUCUUAAAAUGUCUUUGUGUAAAACUGAAUACUGAAUGUUUUACAGCAGGGUUUUAUUCAGCCAUCAGUCACAUUUAUGCUUAUUUAUGUAUUAUCUGUGCAUUCUUCAUGAUCAGGUAAAGAUGUAGAGCACUGUGUAAAGCACAUCUGCAAUGGAGUAGUUUAUUUAAAGUAGACAUUUAUUUCUUGAUUAGGAGUUUCAGAUAUUUAGAGCUGUUUGGUUCGGUAGUUAAUCAUGCUAAUCAACAUGGAAAUUUGACAACAUAAUGUUUUGACUUGGCAGUUGUGGUUAUUUAACUCUUUUUUGUAUUCUUAAUUUGUACUUCUUCAAUAUGAAAUACUCACUUUCUCUUAUUUGAUGUAACUAUCUGUAUGAAUGUGGUUAAGACAGACUUUGGAUGUCGUUGUGAUUUGAUCAGUGUGGAAUAAAUAAAGGGAAACCUCCCAGAA
Molecule: messenger RNA, 3939 nt
Organism: Acanthopagrus latus (yellowfin seabream)
Lineage: Eukaryota; Metazoa; Chordata; Actinopteri; Spariformes; Sparidae
Product: deoxynucleoside triphosphate triphosphohydrolase SAMHD1-like
Exons: 16
Coding region: 737-2314 (525 amino acids)
Biological process (GO): regulation of innate immune response; defense response to virus; dGTP catabolic process
Cellular component (GO): nucleus
Molecular function (GO): dGTPase activity
Source: RefSeq, a predicted model, not a curated record